CCAGCCGCGCCGGCCAUGAAGGCGAGCCCUGCGGCAGCCGCCCCGGCGCCGGGGCCGGCGGGGGGAGUUCGGGAGCCCGAUGCGCGCUGGCGGGAGAAAGGCGAAGCGGAGGCGGAGAGGCAGCGCACCCGGGAGAGGCUGGAGGCCACGCUGGCCGGGCUGGGCGAGCUGGAGUACCUGAGGCAGCGGCAGGAGCUGCUGGUGAAGAGCCUCCUGCUGCAGCGGCCGGCGGGAGCCGUGCCCGGGGCGCAGGGGGGCCGGGGGGAGCCGGCGGGAGAGGGGCCGCCGCGCAGCCUGGAGGAGAAGUUCCUGGAGGAGAACAUCCUGCUCCUGCGGAGGCAGCUGAACUGCUUGAGGAGGAGGGAUGCUGGCCUCCUAAAUCAGUUACAGGAGCUAGAUAAGCAAAUAAGUGACCUCCGCCUGGACGUGGAGAAAACGACAGAUGAACACCUGGAGACAGACAGUCGUCCAAGUUCAGGGUUUUAUGAGCUGAGUGAUGGAGCUUCGGGAUCUCUCUCCAAUUCAUCUAACUCUGUCUUCAGUGAGUGUUUAUCCAGUUGCCAUUCUAGCACUUGCUUUUGCAGCCCUUUGGAGGCAACACUGAAUAUCUCAGAUGGACGCCCUAUAUCUGCAGAUCUCAUAGGCUGGAUGGACUAUAAUAAGGAAGGCCAGCAUGAGGACCAGCCCGCAGGCUCUGUUUGUCGCUCUUUGUCCACACCGCACUCAAAUUCCCUCGAUGUCGUUGCAGAUGUGCAUCCAAAGUACCAGUGUGAUCUGGUGUCUAAAAACGGGAACGACGUCUACCGGUACCCCAGCCCACUCCACGCGGUCGCUGUGCAGAGUCCCAUGUUUCUUCUCCCCGUGACUGAAAACCCCCCUGGAGAAGAGGAGAGGCUCGGCUGCGGUAUCAACGAUGCUUGCGCCGGAUCUGAAACGGACUCGGGAAAAUCCACCAACGCUUUUCUCCCACAGAGCUCCUGGGCGGCACCCUGCCCUUCCGCCAGUAAGAGGAUAGAUGGUUACAUCCUAAGCCUGGUUCAGAAGAAGACUCACGCGGUAAGGACUAACAAACCCAGGACGAGUCUCAGCGCCGAUCCCACCAAAGGGAUCUUGAGGCAUGGAAGUAUGUGUGUCAGGCAGCCCUCGGGGGUGGUGGGUCAUGGCAACGUUGUCAACCUGAAGAACUCCAAGCAAGCGUGCUUGCCUUCUGGCGGGACCCCUGCUCUGGACCACACAGCACCCUCCCCGUUGAAGCAGAGGCCACGGGAGCCAGCUGGUGAGCAGCUGGAGAGCAGGAAGGCACCUUUGCCAGCAGCUUUCCCACCUGGCACGGCCAGCGAGCUCCAGAGCAAGCACCUGCCACGGUGCAUCAAACCGGCACCUCUGGAGCUCAGCCGCAACGCAGCGGCCGCGGCAGGGGAUGUCCCCAGGGAGACCGGCCAGCUCUUUGCCGCCUCUCCCAAAGAGAGCCCGGGGAAGCCUGUGAUGCUGCAGCCAGAGAGCAGAGUCAGCCAGCCUCCCAAAAAAGUCCUGCUGAAGAGCUUGCAGGCAGCUCGCUCCUCAUCGCCUGCUGUUGACGAGAGGCCAGCACUGGAUUUCAAAAGUGAGGGCUCUUCCUCCCAAAGCCUGGAUGAUGGGCUGCUGGUGAACGCCCAGUACAUACCGGCCCAGCAGCAAAGUGUCAAGCUUCACAAAGGCACCCGAAACGUGAAGAUUUUGAAGAGUUCAGCCCUGAAACACAGGCCCCACCUCGCCAACGGGCUGGAAAACGGUUCGCAGGCCUCGCGGGAGAAAACCAAGGCGGUCGGCAAGAAGUGCCGCUUUCCUGAGGAGCUGGAUACAAAUAAGAAACUGAAAAAGCCUUCCUCCCGGGGGAAGAGAGGCAGCGGCUUGCAGCCCGAGUCGGGGCUCCCGAGCCGGCAGGCUGGCCUGCACAAAUCCGCCAUCCGAUCCCACGGGCACGGCCGAGAGGCGGUGGUGGCCAAGCCCAAGCACAAGCGGGCCGACUACCGCCGGUGGAAGUCGUCGGCGGAGAUUUCCUACGAGGAGGCCCUGCGGAGGGCGAGGAGGAACCGGCGGGAGGGCGUGGGGGUCUACUCCCAAGUCCCCCUGCCCUACGUCAGCCCCUACUCCUACGUGGCCAGCGACUCGGAGUACUCGGCGGAGUGCGAGUCCUUGUUCCACUCCACCGUGGUGGACACGAGCGAGGACGAGCAGAGCAACUACACGACGAACUGCUUCGGAGACAGCGAGUCCAGCCUGAGCGAGGUGGAGUUCGUAGGGGAGAGCACGACCACCAGCGACUCUGACGAGAGCGGGGGCCUUAUUUGGUCCCAGUUUGUCCAGACGCUCCCCAUCCAAGCGGUCGCGGCGCCGGAGCUGCAUGAAAAUGCGGCGAAGGCCUUUGUCAAAAUCAAAGCCUCCCAUAACCUCAAGAAGAAAAUCCUCCGCUUUCGGUCGGGCUCCCUGAAGCUCAUGACAACUGUCUAGUGAGGUGACUUUGUGGAAUGUAUCUGCUUCUCCUUUCGGAAGCGAGGUGCUUUUUUUUUUUGUUUUUUUUGUGUACAUAUUUCCACAGAUUUUUUGUUUUGUUUUGUUUUUAUACAAAUAUUUAAAACUUAAGGUAAAUUAUGUCACUUGUCCUGAGAACUUGGGUGGAUACCAGUGCCUUUUUAUGUGGAAAUAAAAGACCAUUAUACUAGUUUAAAAAAAGAAAAAAAAAAAGAAACCCAUAACACUGCCGUUUCAGUGGUGAACAGCCUCCCGUGCGUGGGAUCAGAAGGCUUCAAAAAGAGGUUAAUGUUUCUGGAAAUGGAUCUUCUUUGCCUAGUUUUUCCAGCUUUUGGUCUUAUAGAAGAUAUCAACAGCUUAAGGUCCUAAGUGUUUUGGGGUAAGGGGGAGGGAGUGUGGGUGGUCUUCAUGUUUUUCCUUGUCCCUUUUGGCUGCUCCUGUUGCCACAUCUUGAACUUCUUCCUCCUGGUAGUCUGGCCUGAUUUUUGUUAAUGGUGGGUCUUUCUUGUUUGUUUGGCUUUUUUUCUUUUCUUCUUGAUUCUCUUCUUGAAACUCACCCCUGUCCUUCCCCAGCCUUCCCCCACCAGGAAAGGGCUCCUCUUCAAUCUAUCUCCAAGGUUAAGUUGCCUUCUCCAGAGUGCACCCUGCUCCGACCUCCUGGGAGUCCCACUGCAGCUGGCAGUGGUGUUCAGAGUAAACUGUUGGAGCAGCUGACCAGGCUUAGUAACUUCAGUAUAAUUGUGUAAAACUGCUUUUGAAAAAGAAAAAAAAAAAAAACCCAACCAUAUGCAUGUCACGUGCAUGAGUAUCAGUAGUUUUAAUAUUCCUGUUGAUGUCCAAUUUACUGUACAUCAUCAAUGGCUGUUUUAUAUAUAUAUAUCAUUGUGUAAAUUAAUAUAACACAUCAUACGUUGUAAUAAACAGUCUGUUUUAAUACUU
This is a messenger RNA of Apus apus (common swift), 3450 nucleotides long. It is a transcript of the gene DACT1, whose product is annotated as dishevelled binding antagonist of beta catenin 1. The coding region runs from base 16 to 2490 and encodes 824 amino acids. The record is from RefSeq and is a predicted model, not a curated record. Gene Ontology annotation, biological process: negative regulation of JNK cascade; negative regulation of canonical Wnt signaling pathway; regulation of Wnt signaling pathway, planar cell polarity pathway. Gene Ontology annotation, cellular component: cytoplasm. NCBI's taxonomy places the organism in Eukaryota, Metazoa, Chordata, Aves, Apodiformes, Apodidae. The transcript has 4 exons.